Megachile rotundata (alfalfa leafcutting bee) is the source of this 494-nucleotide messenger RNA. RefSeq lists its product as uncharacterized. The record is from RefSeq and is a predicted model, not a curated record. NCBI's taxonomy places the organism in Eukaryota, Metazoa, Arthropoda, Insecta, Hymenoptera, Megachilidae.
ACGGAAACGAAGAACAGAACGGAUGAUUCCGGGCAGCAUCGGUGAAAAAGAGAAUCUCGAGAAAGGUAGGAGGGAACACGUAGCUGGUUCAGAGGCUGUGUCAAUGUGUCAGAGAGACGGUUUUCGUGUCGGGGUUGCCUUUUAUGUCCAUGUAAUGUGGGACCUGAAGGAACUCCUAAGAGAAAGAAGUGGGGCCUGAAGCAGGGCCCCUUCUACCGUCCUUUCCUGGCCUAACCGCCGCGCGCUGCCUCUGUCACCCUUUCUUCCUCAACACUUGAAUGGAGCCACGGUUAGAACCAGUAUUCCAGGCUGCGGUCUCCUCCAGUGGCGUCGUUUAGGAUCUCACAGAAGGGGCAUCCGUUUCGAGGAAGCGGUUGUCGAUUGGAAAUCGUAUGUGCUGCCCGCUGAAUGGAGGAGAUCUUCUCGUCCCGCCCCCCCGCUGCAGAGCCUGAUAUUUUUUUGCUCCCUUUGACGAUUUCUCGUUCCCUCCGGUU